GCCCAAUCCGAUUGGCCCAGCAACCACUCGAGCGAGCAGACGCUGUCUCCGUCUCUUCUCCCUUUCCGGCCUUCUUCCCCCCGCCCUCCUCCUCUCCUUCCGCGGCAGCUUCCUCCCCCUAGAAGCUUCUAGACGAGAACCCAACCCAGCCGCAUUAGCCGCGGGCGACGGCGACGCGGUCGGGUCCCGGGGCGGUCUUGCUUGCCCCUCAUGGAUCAGAGGAAGGCCAUCUUCCGCGCCAAGCUCCGCGAGACCAAGGAUAAGCAGCAGAGGCGCAUCGACCCCUCGCUCGUCAGGUAUAAUGAAUACGAUCAGCCCAUCUGCAGGGUCUGCAAUAUUACGCUGAAGUCUGAAGCACUUUGGCCGGCACACCAAGUGUCACGGAAACACCACGAGGCAAAAGCCGCAGCAGCUGCUAAGGCUGCAGCAGGUGCAGGAUCUCGGGGCAAUAGUGCUAGGCAGGAACAACCAGUGGAGCCUCAGAAAGAAAAAUCUUCCACAUUACCUACCAAUUUUUUUGAUAAUCAGGGGACUAAAAGGCAAAGUGAUGAUGCUAGUUCUGAAGGAAGGUCUGUGCGUCGUGAAGUGUCUGUUAUUCAACCGAAGACCAAAGAAGCAAGCACAAAUAAACAACCUGUUAGGCUGGACCAAAUGGCAAAGAAAGGGAGUCAAACCAAUACCAAUGCCAAAGGAAUCCUUCCAGGGAAUUUUUUUGACUAUGAAGCGGAAGAUGAAGCUCCAGCUCCAGCUCCAAAAGAGCUGACUAGUACAUCUGGAAACACCGCUAGUUCAAAUCACAUGCAGGUGAAAGGUGUACCUGAUGGCUUCUUUGAUAACAACAAAAAUGGCAAUGGCAUGCAACCUAGCGAGCCCAGUUCAUUUUCUAAAGAAGCAAAGAGUGCAGAAACUGCUCAGGUAAAAGGAUCAUUGCCAGAAGGUUUUUUCGAUAACAAGGAUGCGGAUCUCCGUGCACGUGGUAUCCAACCUCAAAAAGUCGUCAUGAACGAUGUGUACAAAGAAUUUGAGAAGGAAAUUCAGGAGGACUUGCAGGAAGUUGAUGACCGACUUGAAGAAGAGGAGAUUGAUGCUGCUGCUGAGAGGGAGGAGUACUUGACUCUAGAGCAACAGGAGUACAGGCAGCAAGUAGAUAUGUUGAAGAAACAACUCAUAGAGUCAAAAGCUGCCCGUACUGCUAAAGCAAAUAGCAAACCUGUUGGUAUGGACAUGGAGUCCAGCAGCGAUUCAUCAAGUGAUGAAGAGGAUGACAACACAGAUUUUGCUGUUGACUGGAGAGCACAACAUUUGAAAUGAUGAAAAGAUUUUGUGAUCGCCACCGACCUACCGUGGAAACACAGAAAUUUUAGCAUCCACCAUCAUGCAUCUAAUUGAGAAGUGUAAGCCAGUUCAGGUUUUUUGCAUGAAGAGAAAUUUUUGUAUGUUUACAUCUUUCCUUCUCUCAGUAGUAACCAGUUUCAACAACGUUUGUAGCACCACCACAUUUAGAGCAAUGGUUAAACUUGUUCCGAAAAUGGACCGGGAAUUUCACAUGUUGCUCUUGCUCUUAAUUUUAUACAUACUAAACAAACUGGUUCUAUA
Molecule: messenger RNA, 1596 nt
Organism: Phragmites australis (common reed)
Lineage: Eukaryota; Viridiplantae; Streptophyta; Magnoliopsida; Poales; Poaceae
Product: protein ABA AND ROS SENSITIVE 1-like
Exons: 7
Coding region: 211-1311 (366 amino acids)
Biological process (GO): mitotic DNA replication checkpoint signaling; nuclear DNA replication; mitotic DNA damage checkpoint signaling
Cellular component (GO): spliceosomal complex; nucleus
Molecular function (GO): zinc ion binding; nucleic acid binding
Source: RefSeq, a predicted model, not a curated record